Cynoglossus semilaevis (tongue sole) is the source of this 2641-nucleotide messenger RNA. Its product is annotated as 5-hydroxytryptamine receptor 7. NCBI's taxonomy places the organism in Eukaryota, Metazoa, Chordata, Actinopteri, Pleuronectiformes, Cynoglossidae. The record is from RefSeq and is a predicted model, not a curated record. Gene Ontology annotation, biological process: vasoconstriction; circadian rhythm; smooth muscle contraction. Gene Ontology annotation, cellular component: plasma membrane. The transcript has 2 exons. Bases 239 to 1699 code for a protein of 486 amino acids. Gene Ontology annotation, molecular function: G protein-coupled serotonin receptor activity.
UCCUUUCAGAGGUUUUGGUUCCACAGACUGGUCACUCCCACGUUUCAGAGUUCGUGUAUAUUAAGAUUUUUGCCACGCCGUGGCUCGUGCGCAAUGACUCGCGUGUGCGUAAAUAGAAGCAGCGGAGAGUGGUUUGGAGUUUGUGAAAGGAGCACGUGAGGACAGCAUCUGUGCGCGUCCAUGUCAGCAGCGGGUCGGGCUCCACAUGUACGAAUGAGCCGGUCUCCGCGGUGGAAGCAUGGUCGUGGUGGCACUGAGUAACGGAACCUUUGGAACCGAUACCAUGAAUUCUGCGCGAACCGCUGGCGCGGAUGCGGGCGUUCUGCUGUCAGAGGCUUUGGCACCGCGUCUGCGGAAGAUCGCACAGAACGCCGCGGAGGCGGCAGCAGCUGCGGCAGCUGCAGCGGCGACAACGCAUCCCUGCGCAUCCUCCACUCAGACCUGGGUGAUGGAGACGAACGGAACGCGUUGCGGGGAGCAGAUCCUGAACUACGGACCUGCGGAGAAGGUUCUGAUCGGCGGUGCGCUGACGCUGCUGACGCUCUCUACCAUCUGCGGGAACCUGCUGGUGGUCAUCUCGGUCUGCUUCGUCAAGAAGCUGCGCCAACCUUCCAACUACCUGAUUGUAUCACUGGCGAUGGCUGACCUGUCCGUGGCGCUCGCCGUCAUGCCCUUCGUCAGCAUCACGGACCUCAUCGGUGGUCAGUGGAUCUUCGGUCAGUUUUUCUGUAACGUUUUCAUCGCCAUGGACGUGAUGUGUUGUACCGCGUCCAUCAUGACGCUGUGUGUCAUCAGCAUCGACAGGUAUCUGGGCAUCACCAAACCCCUGACGUAUCCCGUGCGUCAGAAUGGCUGCUGCAUGGCAAAGAUGAUCGUGUCGGUGUGGCUGCUCGCCGCCUCCAUCACGCUGCCCCCACUGUUCGGUUGGGCCCAGAACAUCAACGACGGCAGCGUCUGCCUCAUCAGUCAGGACCUGGGCUACACCGUCUACUCCACGGCCGUAGCCUUUUACAUCCCCAUGUCCGUCAUGUUGUUCAUGUACUACAGGAUUUACCGCGCUGCAAAACUCAGCGCCGCCAAGCACACCAUCACAGGGUUUCCUAGGGAGGGGGAGGUGGCAGGACCACGGGCAAAAGGACGGCUCGGGGUCCUGCAGUCGCCAGAGUCUGGAGAAACGGCCAGUGUGGAAGGGACGGAGGUGGUGGAGCCUGAGGAGGAGGAGGAGAGCCUGGACUGUGUAGCAGCAGCACUAAAGCUUCAGCGUGAGGUGGAAGAGGAAUGCAGCUCCCGAGUUUCCCGCCUUCUGAAGACUGGUGACCACCACCACCACCAGCGACGCCAAAGGAAAAACCAGUCUAUCUUCAAACGGGAGCAGAAGGCAGCAGCCACCCUUGGAAUCGUGGUCGGCGCCUUCACCUUCUGCUGGCUGCCAUUUUUUCUGGUGUCCACUGCUCGGCCUUUUGUCUGCGGCGUGGAGUGCAGCUGCGUGCCACUGUGGCUGGAGAGGACUCUGCUCUGGCUGGGCUAUGCCAACUGUCUCAUUAACCCCUUCAUCUAUGCUUUCUUUAACCGUGACCUGCGCACCACCUACAGCAACCUGCUGCGCUGCCGCUACAGGAACAUCAACAGGAAGCUGUCAGCAGUGGGUAUGCACGAGGCGCUGAAGCUGGUGGAAAGGCCCGACAGUGACGUGGCAUAGCAGCGACAACAUUUACACUCCCAAAUGAGUACCACCAUGAAAGGUCACGUGGCAGUGGUGCUGCCAGGAUCCUGAAUGUUCUGCAAAGAGUUGGAACCAAGAAGAACAGGAGCAGAACAGGAGCAGACAGGACGGUGUUCUUUAAAAUGUGCCGAACCAAAGGCACGUGUCAGGACAGAGCCUCUGUGCACAGAGCAGCAAUGGCAGCGAAGUUCAACGGUUGCUUUGCUUGUAGGACAAACCCACAGCUAGAGUACCGUGGUUCCAGAUGUGUGAAAGUCACAAAUUAAGUAACAAAAACAAAGUUGUCUGGUUCCGCACAGUGGUCAAGUCUGGAGAUUAAAUGAUGUUUACUUUAAAAAAAAAAAAGUCCAGAGAUUUUACUUGCGUACUUUCUCUUAUUGGACGAUCCUAGCUGUGGAUCACACAGUCUCUCCUCCUAUCUACACACACUAUGUAUAUUGUUCACCGUGGUGAUAAUAUGACACACUGUAGGAUGUUGUUGUAACAGUAUUUUCAAACGUGGUCUCUGAACAAACGGUAAUUUUAAAGGUACUCCCAAACGGAGCAAAACUUGACGUUGCCAAGAUAAAACUUUCGCACAAAAGGACUGACUGUCACUACAGUCAUUCAACGGAGGUUACAGCACAUGGAGAAGCACAGUGUAAAUAAGGAUUGGCUAUAACAUACACAGUCUAUGAUGUUGUCCUAUUGGAGCAGAUUGUCCUGAGAGUAACACACAAAGUCAAUACGACAAUAUCAGACCACAGAUACAACGGAUUCUGACUCACAAUCACUUCACCCAGUUUGCCCUGUUAUUUAACCACCGUUACAUAACUGUUUACUUAAUUCUAAAACACAGGAAAAAAACUGUUUGUUUGUUUACAUUGAUGCUAAUUAGCUCAGCAGUUAGCAUCUGCUUAUUUUAAAUGGCAUUGCUGU